AUGAAUCGAUCGUUCAUCGAUAAACGAUCUCUAUUCGUUCGGCUAAUAUUAAUAUUUCUAUUCUCUCUAAUAAUCUAUCAUCAAACGAAUAUACCGUUAAAAAAUUAUGUACCACAUAUUUUUUCACAACAAAGUCAAAGUUUAUUCAAUCGAACAAAUUACCCAAAAGAAGCUUUUGUUACAUUUACAAACUCACGGCAAAAUUAUAUAGAAUUACUCGAUAUACUUCUUGAUUCUAUUCAUUUAUUUUCUAUACGUCCAGUAAUUGUUUUUUCUAUUGAUUUUGAUUUAAUAAUCAAUUUUACACGACAUCCACAUGUUACAGUAGAACGAAUAUCACAAAAGCAAUGCGGUCCAACAAUAUUUACAUGUAAACUUUUAGCAAUUGUUUCCAGUGAAGUAAACUAUGGUAUACAACUUGAAGCUGAUUCUGUGGUUAAUUAUAAUAUUGACAUACUUUUUGAUAUGCUUCAUAUGUGGCCAUAUGAUCUUCCACUAGCACCUAAACAUCCAAAUGAUCCUCAAAACUAUCGAUUCUACAUGGAGCAAUAUAAUGUAAAAUAUAGAACAAUACCAUAUAUGCAUGGUACUUUUGUAUGGACGUAUCGGGCAUACCCGUUUAUUCGUCAUGUUCUUGCACUUAUGCAACGUGGAGCUUUCAUGGAUGCUAAUUGUGACGAAACAGCGAUGAAUAUUAUGUUGUGGAAGGCUAAGGCAAAUCAUACAUUAUGCAAAUAUGAUCCAUAUGGUCCACUAUAUAUUGAGAAGUAUGAGAAACCUGAGAAGACACCUGCAUGUUUACCUUAUUGUGAUGGAGUCUAUCUUGUUUUUCACGGUCAAAAAGAGAGUUUAGUUUCGAAAAAUAUAUUUAAACGUUUACGUUCACUUGGUCCUCAUCGACCAUUUGUUCAAACAACACAAGGUAUAAAAUGGUUUAAUGAAACAAACGUUACAUGUUGCCAUUCAUCAGCAACAAGACCAUCACCAUUACAUCCAAUGCUCUGUGAAUAUGAUAGGUUUGAUCUAGGAUAG
Molecule: messenger RNA, 1032 nt
Organism: Rotaria socialis
Lineage: Eukaryota; Metazoa; Rotifera; Eurotatoria; Philodinida; Philodinidae
Source: the annotation of a GenBank genome assembly